Molecule: messenger RNA, 1134 nt
Organism: Talaromyces stipitatus ATCC 10500
Lineage: Eukaryota; Fungi; Ascomycota; Eurotiomycetes; Eurotiales; Trichocomaceae
Exons: 2
Coding region: 1-1134 (377 amino acids)
Molecular function (GO): nucleic acid binding
Source: RefSeq, a predicted model, not a curated record
AUGGCAAAAUCAGGCAAUAUUCAGGAUUCUUGGCUUCAAGAUUUUGAUCCCCAAGAACAAAGAUGCUUUUUUGCAGCUUCAGAUUCCGGAUGGACCAAUAAUGAGCUCGGAUAUCGUUGGUUGGUGGAUGUUUUUGACAAAGAGACAAAAUCUCAAGCAAGCCGGGGCUGGCGGCUUCUAAUCCUUGAUGGCCAUGGCUCCGACGUCAACAUGAGGUUUAUUGAAUAUUGUGAUAAGAAUAGGAUAUUACUGGCGAUAUUUCCAGCUCAUGCAAUUCACACUUUACAGCCUCUGGACGUGGCUUUAUUUGCACCCCUUUCUAAGGCCUAUACCAAGGAAUUGAGGAAAUUUAUAGACGAUUGUCAAGGAUUGAGCCGGCUCAGCAAACGUGACUUUUUUCGGCUUUUUUGGGCUAGCUGGAAAGAAGCUUUUAUAAGCGAGAAUAUCAAUUCAGCCUUCAAAAAUACUGGCUUAUAUCCUUUCAAUCUGGAGCUCGUUAUACACCGGUUUACCCCCGAAUCCGAAAGCCGGCGAUCAUCAAGUGACUCUGCGGCUUCAAUUACCAAAGUAGACGGUUGUAGACGUAUUAGGAAGCUUGUGAGAGAGGUCGUUACUGAUAUUUAUGAUAAAAAAGCUCAAAAGCUUAACGACACCAUGCUUCAUCUUUCUACAGAGAAUAUCUUGCUUAAAACACAAGUUGAAGGCUUACAAAGAGCUCUUAUUACUGCAAAGAAAUGCCCAAAUAAGGAAAAAUCUUUACUACUGGAUUUACCUACACAAAAUGAAGGUGGUGCCAUCUUUUUUAGCCCACCCAAGGUUCAGCAAGCUCGAGAUCUUCAACUUCAAAAAGAUGAGGAUGCCGCGCACGAGCAAGCUCGUAAAGAUAAUAAAAAGCUUCAACAGCAGCUUACAAAGCAAGCUAAAGAGCUUGAAAAGGCUGAAAAAGCUCAAAUUUGGCAGCAACAGCGAGAACAGCGCCAACAAGAGGCUGCGGAGAAGCAACGUUUCAAGGAUAAGCAAGAGCUAGCUAAGCUAGCUGAUUUACAGCUCCAAAAAGACAUCCUAGAGACUAAAAGGUUCAUAAAAGGUCCGGCAGACUCGGCUCCCUGGGCGUUUUCGUUAGCUAAUCUAUAG